Molecule: messenger RNA, 762 nt
Organism: Lasiodiplodia theobromae
Lineage: Eukaryota; Fungi; Ascomycota; Dothideomycetes; Botryosphaeriales; Botryosphaeriaceae
Product: Short-chain dehydrogenase reductase sdr
Exons: 3
Coding region: 1-762 (253 amino acids)
Source: RefSeq, a predicted model, not a curated record
AUGGCUCCAUCAGGACUUGCAAUCCUCAUCGGCGCAGGCCCGAAUACCGGCGCCGGCAUAGCUCGAAUCCUUUCACAUCCUUCCUACGGUAAUCUUGCCGUCGCACUUCUUGCCCGAAGCCCCGAGCCUCUUCAGGAGCUAACCAACAGUCUCCGCUCUUCCAACCCGGGAGCCGUGCUCGAAGCAUUCCCCACCGACACAUCGCCCGAUUCACUAAAGAAGACCUUUUCUGAUAUCGAGAAACACCCCUCCUUCAAGGACCUGAAGCUCCGCUUAGCAGUUUACAGCGUCAAGCAUAGCAGCAAGAAGCCUUUUCUUGAAGAGACUUAUGAGGACUUCACCGAUUCGCUGGAAACGUACGUUGGCGGGGCAUUCACCUUCGCGCAGGAAUCCAUCAAGCGCUUCUUCGCCGACCACGGCGACACUCCGCUCGCCUCGGGCGGCGCGAAGAAAGGCACUCUGAUCUUCACCGGUACGCUCGGUGCGCUGCGCUGCUCCGCCCAUUUCGCGGCCUACGGCGCCGGGCGGGCGUCGGUGCGGCAGCUGGCGCAGACGCUGGCCCGCGAGAUGUCGGAGAAGGGGAUACACGUCGCCCACACCAUCGCUAAUGGCGCCAUCGCCGACGAGUACGGCGACGACCAGCGCAGCGGUAAGAAAAUGAGUGCCGACUCUGUUGGGAAGACGUAUCUCUGGCUGCAUGAGCAGGACCCCGACCUGUGGACCCACGAGCUGGACAUGCGACCCGCCUGUGAGAAAUUCUAG